ACAGAACAGGGUUUGGGUUAAGCAAAGCUCAACGCCAAGGCAACAGGAAAUAAAAAGCAGCAACUUCAACACGCAGAAUACAUGCCUCAAGAGUGUGCAAUGAUUUAUUAAGUGUAUCCUCCAUGUAUUUCUGUAAGACUUUUAAAAAAUGUUUUCCUUUCUCACCUCCUUUUUGCCGACUUCCUACCUCCUACCCGGAUGGCUGAUACUGGACACAAACCCUCUGAUUGGUUUACUUCAAGGGCUGGUGGGGGCAUGUGGGAUUUCUGUGCUGUGCUCCCUCUUCAGAGUACAUCUAUUGAUAGAGGAGAGCUGGAAAGAAAAGAAUAAUGAAGGCACAUCAAGUGGGAGGUCAAGCAGUAAGCCAAUGAGAGCUAAACAUGGACUUUUUGGAAUGCUCCAGUUUCUCUUUGUGACUGGGAUACUGGCCAUUGUGGGGUCCCGUGUGGCGUCACUGGUGGUACUGGAAUUCUGCCUGCGAGCCGUCUCUGGCCUGCUUACAGCUGGACCGGAAACCAGGAAGUUUCUGCAGCAGCUGCUAGUGCAAAGCCAGUUCUCCUUGGGCUGUGCCAUCAGCUGCAGUUUGCACUUUCUCCACGAGGGGGCAUCCCAGCGCUGGCUGUGCCUUCUCCUGGCAGCAGCUCUCAGUUGGUAUCUGGCAAAAAAGGCAGCAGCCCUUCUGCAUCAUGUCAUUGUUCUGUAUAAGCUGCACAGCUCCCAGCGCUACUGCGGCAUUUGCAUCAGCCUGCUCACAUCAGGCUGCUAUCUGCAGCCCAUGCUUUGCAGGACUAUGAUCAUUGCCUUUUUUGUGGCCGUGCUGGCAGCCGUAUCGAUCAUCAACCAACAGUUUCUGUCUGCAACCGAGGCCUUGAGGUUCUGGACACCGCUGACUAUCUGCUACACAUUGUUGGUGGUGUACAUGCAGGAAGAACAGCAUCGUCUGCCGAGCAGCCAAGCUGUCCUCAAUGCAGUAGUCGUGCGUCUCGGGGGUUUGAUGGUCCUGAUGCUGACAGUGGGACGCUGGGCCGAUGUGUUCCACAUCUUAAUAUGUUUCCUCGGUGAGGCCAGCUGUCUCAUCUCAAACAUGGAUCUGCUGGAUGCAGCGUCCUCGCAGGUCAGUCGGUUUCUCUGGAGACCAUUAAACUGGGGCAGAAUACCAAAUGUGCUUAUCAAACUGCAUUCCAGGGAGAAAAAGAACUUCUUAAACUUUUAUCCCAGGAGGGGAACAGUUUAGGAGUCCCUACGACACAUUUAGGUCAGAGAACUCUCUAACUUGUGUAAAAAAAAACAAAAAAAAAAACAAGCCUACUUUUCUUUUCACAAAUCUUAUCUUGCUGUAAUAACUAGGCUUUUAAAACACUACAUGAAAUUAACAGAACACAUGAAAAAUUAACUACUUAAUGCACUGAUUUAGAAAAAUAAGUGUAAUCUCUUCUGACUGUAAAAAGUAGAACAAAUGAAUUUUAGUAACUAAUUAAGUUCAAAUAUAAAUUGUGUUUUAAAUAUUGAUAUUAAAAUAUCUAGAAUAUUCAAUUUAGAGCUAAAAGAGCAAGGCCAUUCAAACGCUGACAAGCCAUAACAUUAUGAUUUGAAUAAAACAUUGCGCUGUAAAAUCUUAGCGCUGUUUGUGCUGUUUUCCUGUCAAUAGUCAUAAUGUUAUGGCUCAAUGGCAAAUACUCUGUCUCUGGAAGUUAUUCGUGCAUUUUUUUUCUGUCAUAUGGUUUCUGCACACAGGACGAAGAGGAUUUUACAAACUAUGCAAGAAGAGAUCGUCGACAAACAUCACAAACACAUGUGAAGCAGCAUCCCAGAUAGCAUGGACUAUUCUGAGGAGGUCAUAAUACGUAAACAUCAGAUUUUUGCAAUGUCUAAAUAGACCUGUACUGUUAUUUUACUGCAAUUUGUCAUAAAAUUCCUCCCAUGUUAUUUAAUGCAGUUGCUCUACAGAAGUGAUAAUAGAUCACUACUACACUUAUAAUUUUUAUGAUUAAAGUCAGAAAUUUGACAUAAUAAUACCUGAAAGCAUGGUUAAUUGGGGGGGGGGGGGGGGGACCCCACAGUUCUGGGAAUAUGGGUGACCUUGUAACUAAAGAGCCCUGUAUAUUUUUACUUUUUUGUUGUUAGUUUUUGCUUAAAUAUUAGUCUGAAUUGUAUUUUGGCUUGUAUAAAAAAUAUAAACCAGAUUUGUAUGUAAAACCCAUUAUUGUUCGUUUUUUCUCUGUUAUUUUUCACUAGUGGAAACAUUUGUAUUCAAAAGUAUUCAGUAAAACAAAGGAAAAGAAAACUUUUAAAACUGCACACUCCAAUAACACUUACUAUGAGACU
Messenger RNA from Gambusia affinis (western mosquitofish), 2325 nucleotides. RefSeq names its product transmembrane protein 82 (gene tmem82). The record is from RefSeq and is a predicted model, not a curated record. Lineage: Eukaryota; Metazoa; Chordata; Actinopteri; Cyprinodontiformes; Poeciliidae. The transcript is spliced from 5 exons. Bases 149 to 1234 code for a protein of 361 amino acids.